This is a messenger RNA of Suillus discolor, 956 nucleotides long. RefSeq lists its product as uncharacterized. The transcript has 3 exons. NCBI's taxonomy places the organism in Eukaryota, Fungi, Basidiomycota, Agaricomycetes, Boletales, Suillaceae. Bases 369 to 848 code for a protein of 159 amino acids. The record is from RefSeq and is a predicted model, not a curated record.
UACAAGCCGAACCGAAGCCGAAAUGGUUCUUUCGAAGCGUGAUCGAUUCCCAAGGGAUGCUAUCCAAUCACAGCAUCACUAGCACACUGCCUUUGCACGCGUCGCAACACGAGUAGAUGUGGACUUGAUGGAUUCAUCAACGUUGUUCUUAGCACCCAUGUCAGCUAUGUUAUCGUUCCCCAGCUCUCAUGAACGAAAAUCCUAAAAAUUCAACGCUACAUGUCGUGCCCGUGCGCACGGAGACAGCUGGCGCCCACCGUGGCAGAAUUCAAGCUUCUCUCGCCACACGCUCUUCAGACUCUGCACACACCGAUAAGUACAGCUCAUACAGCGCCCCAAACUGAACUGCCUGUAGAACCGUCCAAAUUAUGAAUUAUUCACUUCUUACGGACAGUCCGUUUAACACUGCUUUAUUAUCCCCAGAGGGUCGUGCUGUGUAUCGCAUCGACACAUAUCUCAGCUCAUUUACGACUACCGUCAAGAAAGUCGGUGGUGGGCAGAGUGAAGUGGAGAUUGGAAGGGUAGUGUGGCAGUCUGGUAGACCUGGGACAGCUGUGGUACACGGACACGAGAUAUAUGUCAACAAAAGCAGUUUUUUCAGCUCGUCAAGAACAUUCACAGCACUAAAUGGGCAAUCGUAUAAAUGGACGUUCCAUGAAGGUUCAGCAUUGAUGGCGAGCAACGAUAGCAGGCAAGCCCCAGUUGCCACGUACACACCAUCAACAAGAACAAAUCCCGGGCUACUACAUAUAACCCCGCAUGGUCUGACCAUUACCGGAGAUGUCAUUUUGAGCUUCGUCUGCGUCGAAGGCGAGCGCCGACAUACAAUGAGGAAGAGUCUAAGAUGAUCAUGAUGUCAUGCGGGGGAAUUUCAAACCUUCAAACCUACUUCCGAUCGCUUCAUUUGGAGGUGCUGCGUUCAUCUCUUUCGUUCAUAUGCAUAUGAGUGCAAGUGC